Spodoptera litura is the source of this 1011-nucleotide messenger RNA. Its product is annotated as acyl-CoA Delta-9 desaturase-like. Gene Ontology annotation, biological process: unsaturated fatty acid biosynthetic process. NCBI's taxonomy places the organism in Eukaryota, Metazoa, Arthropoda, Insecta, Lepidoptera, Noctuidae. Gene Ontology annotation, molecular function: iron ion binding; stearoyl-CoA 9-desaturase activity. The record is from RefSeq and is a predicted model, not a curated record. Gene Ontology annotation, cellular component: endoplasmic reticulum membrane.
AUGACGCUGCAAAGCAACCUUGAAGACCUUGGAAAUAGCGAAAAGAAUGAAAAAGAAAAAAAUUUAGCGCCGCAUCCUAGAAAAUGGGACAUAGCGUGGAGGGAUUGUACCAUAUCUCUAAUAUUCCACAUCGGGGCUGCUUAUGGAUUAUAUUUGUCCUUUACUGCAGCCAAGUGGCAGACUUGGGUCUUUGCAAUUCUGUUGCACGUGGUUACGAACCUUGGAGUAAGCGUUGGAGCCCAUAGACUGUGGACACACAAAAGUUUCCAAGCAAAGCUGCCUCUUCGAGUCAUACUGUUGUUCCUUUUUACUAUGGCUUUUCAGUAUUCAGUAGUGUCGUGGUCUCGCAUUCAUCGAAUGCACCACAAGUACACAGACACGGAUGCUGACCCUCAUAACGCUAAAAGAGGCUUCUUCUUCUCUCACAUGGGUUGGUUGAUGAUUAAAAAACAUCCAGAGGUCAAGGCACAUAAGGUUGACAUGAGCGAUCUAAUGCAAGACCCGUUACUGCGGUUCCAGCACAGACAUUACUGGGAAGCUCUUUUUCUGUUAUGUUUCUUAUUACCGACAUACAUCCCCACCAUGUGGGGAGAACAAGCGAGAACCGCUUUCUAUAUUUGUGUAUGUUUACGGUACAUCGGCUCUCUCCAUAUCACUUGGUUAGUGAACUCUGCAGCUCACAUGUGGGGCUCAAAACCUUAUGAUAAAAAUAUGACGCCAGUAGAAAUCAGGAUAAUAUCAUUAUUAGCUGGUGGAGAAGGAUUUCAUAACUACCACCAUGUUUUUCCAUGGGAUUAUAGAAUAGCUGAGUUUGGAGGUUACUCCCUCAACAUUGGCAAGUUGUUCAUUGAUAUCAUGGCCAAAAUCGGAUGGGCGUACAAUCUUAAAUCGGUACCAGAUGAGCUGAUUGAAAAACGGGUGAAGAGAACUGGUGAUGGCACACACCCAAUUUGGGGCUGGGAUGACCCAGACUUACCACUGGAAGAUAGAGAUAUGUCAAUCGUAAAAUAA